Molecule: messenger RNA, 1257 nt
Organism: Akanthomyces muscarius
Lineage: Eukaryota; Fungi; Ascomycota; Sordariomycetes; Hypocreales; Cordycipitaceae
Exons: 1
Coding region: 1-1257 (418 amino acids)
Source: RefSeq, a predicted model, not a curated record
AUGCCUAGAAAAUCCGCCAAGAGCGAAGCCAGCACGGCCUCGCCGGAUCCUGCGCCGGUCAAGUCGACCCCGGCCAAGGCCUCGUCCGCCUCCGCGAGGAGCACACCCGCAAAGAGCGUGACCAAGAAGGACAAGGACACGCCCGCAAAGACCGUCUCGGCCAAGAGCACGCCAGCCAGCAAGAGCACCAAGGCGGCCACCAAAGACAAGGACGCGACGGCCACGCCCGCGUCCGCCAAGCAGCGUCGCCAGAGCAAGCCCCGCGCGUCAUCGUCGGCGGCCGACAAGCAGGUUCAGCGCAGCAGCAGCAGCAGCAGCAGCAACAGCCUGCCGCGCAAGGCGCUCCUUGCCGACCUGCCGCCCGCCGGCAAGUUUGUCGCCGUGGAGGCGCUGACCUUUGCGCUCCUCUUUGCCGGCCGCUUCGCGCUCGCGACGGUGACCGGCGACGAGAUGGGCACGCUGCGCACCCAACCCGAGACCGCGAUGGAGCUGCUCCUUCUGGCGGGCUGGCGCGCGGCCGAGGUUGCGCUCGCCUGGGUCGCCAACCUCGACUUCAUCGACGUCGGCCUCGUCUCGUUUGUCGCGCACGCGCCCUCGUUCUGGCUCCUGGCCAUGUUCUACGGCAUCCGCCCCGCGACCGCCGUGGCCGGCACCCUCAUCGACGUCGCCGCGCCGGCCGCCGCCUUUGCCCUCGCCCGCCCGCUCGGCAGCCUCCGCUUCGCCGGGCCCAGGCUGUACAACAAGGACCUCGUCUCCGGGCCCUUCCAGGUGCUCAUCGCCGCCCUGUCCACCAACGUCUACGCGGCCGUCGUCUCGCUCUCGCUGCGCUUCCUCCUGCCCCGCGUCUUUGUCCUCUACUUCCAUGGCAUCCCCACCGUCGCGCCCGCGUACUCGGCCUCGUUCCUCGCGCUGCUGCCCACGGCCCUCUUCUUUGGCGUCGCGGCCAGCAAGUUCAUCUUUGCGCCGUACGUGACGACGGGCAAGAGCAAGGAGGACGAGAAGAUCCGCCAGUUUGACCCCGUCCAGGCCAGCCUCCGCGAGACGGUCUGGUGGAACUUUUGGGGCUACACGCUCCGCAGCCGCAUCGUCAUCACGCGCACCGCCAUCGUCACCGUCAUGACGGCCGUGAGCACCUACCUCGCCCUGGCCAUUGCGAUUGACGGCGUCAGCUGCCUUGGUGCUGCCACGUACGCGCUCGUCUGGGCUUCUGCUACCGCUGGUACCGGUCUUGCGCUGGGUCUUGUUGGCCAGGAGUAA